AUUUUUUUGUCUCUCGACGAAGCUGAAUAAAUAUUACACAGGAACUAGACACCGUUUACACGUGGACGGUUACUCGUUUUAUGGGAACGAUGGCGGGAUUUCUGAUAUAAAUAUUGACAUUUUGGUUUGUUUCUGGCUCCUUCUGUCAGCAACAAUGGAAAGCACGGAGGUGUAUCAUAUUGGGGGUCAUAAGGUUAUGUUCCCCUUUAAACCUUACCCUUCCCAGUUUGAUAUGAUGAAUAAGAUUCUUAGUGGAUUGGACAAAAGACUGAACUGUCUCUUGGAAAGUCCUACUGGAAGUGGUAAAACACUCUCCUUACUUUGUUCAAGUUUAGCUUGGCAGAAAACCGAGGCCGCUAAAAUUGAAAUAUUGAAUAAGGAAAACCAGAAAAAUAUCUGUGAGUUUUGCUGGGAUCCACAUCGUUACCAUCGUACAUACCAUCUCCAACCAAAACAGAAGACAAAUAAGAAAACAAACUCUAAAAAACAGUGCAAGACCGGUAUUAAGGAAGAGGAGACAACCUGUUGUAACAAGGAAGCUGAUGUCCUAGAAAAGACUGAGGAAACAUCUUCACAACAAGAUGAUGAUGAUUUCAGAGAUUUCUCAGAGAUCAUAAAGGAACGACAUACUGCACAGACUUCAUCAAAAUCAAGUCGAAGCCAUGUUACCAUUGAGUAUGAAAAUGCCCAGGAAACUGACAUGGAAAUUGUUGAUGGUUGUGGGGAGUGCAGUGAUUCUAAAGGAUGUGAUAUCGACCAGCAGGAACUCAGCUAUACAGAGUGUGACAGAUGUUUUUGCCAGUGUGGCGGAAGCAAUGAAAAUGCAUCUAAAAAACUAAAGGUACCAAAGAUUUUCUUUGGCACACGAACUCACAAGCAAAUCAAACAGAUUGUUGGAGAACUGAAGGAAACACAAUAUAAAGAUGUGAAGAUGUGUAUCUUAUCAAGCCGAGAAAACCUGUGUAUUAACAGUGAAGUAAGAUCAAAACCAUCCAUAAACGAGGCCUGUAAAGAUUAUCUUGAGCUCCAGAAAUGUAAUUACAUUAACGGUGCUAUGAGAUUCUCUACUCAAAAUGAUAUAAGAAAGUUUGGUCUGGAAACUGCUUGGGACAUUGAAGACCUGGUGAAAAUAUGUCAGAGUAAAAGGAUGCAGGCUUGUCCCUAUUUUCUCACUCGGUCUCUUAUGAAGGACUCAGAUAUCAUAUUUUGCCCAUACAACUAUUUACUGGACCCAACAAUACGCAAAAUAAUGGAAAUUAAAUUGAAAGGCAACAUUGUGAUACUUGAUGAAGGUCACAACAUUGAAGACUCUUGUCGUGAAGCAAUCAGCUACACAGUAACCUCAUCCUGGUUAACAAAACUAAUUAAAGAGUUAAAUGGCUUAGUUCAGAACAAAGUAAAUUCAAACAGUUUCCAGUAUUUGUUAGAUUUGGUGUACAGUUUACAUUCCUUCGUCCACAAACGUUCAACUGAUCUCCAACAGACAGAUUUCAACCAAGCCAGUAAAAUUUGGUCAGGCUUUGAGGCUGUGGCUGAGCUGGUUCAUAUGAAGAUUGGACCAAAAGAUAUAAACAACUUAUCAGUACACCUCAAACAUUUACGAGAUGAAGCAGAAAGAAGAAAGAGAAACAAGUUGGUUUACCCAAAAUUGAGCAGUGCGGGAUUCCAGAUGUUUGAUCAGCUGUUAGUAUCUCUCACCUACUUCUACAUGAAUGACCUGAAGAAUGUAGAAGAUUUUCGAUUGGUUCUUCUCAGAAAUGUCACAUUUGGACCAAAGAAAGGCACAAGAUCAAAAUCACGCGUAGAAAACUUUGGUCCCAAGGAAGAACUGACUCUGUGCCUAUGGUGUUUGAACCCUGGUGUGACAUUCAGUGAUUUUUCUGGCACCCGAAGUGUGAUCAUCACCAGUGGUACCCUCUCACCCAUGGUAUCAUUUCAGUCAGAACUGGAAUUUCCAUUCUCAGUUCGAAUGGAAGCAAGGCAUGUUAUACCAGCUUCUCAGGUUUUGGUGAGGGCCAUUGGAUGUGGACCUUCUGGAAGGUCACUUGUGGCCACCUACAAACAUACUGAAACUUUUGCCUUCCAGGAUGACCUUGGUGACAUUGUUUGUGACGUCUGUAUGAGAACACCUAAUGGCGUGUUGUGUUUCUUGUCUUCCUAUAGUCUGCUUGAUAAACUUUGCAAAAGAUGGCAGGCCAUUGGAUUAUGGAAAAAAAUUGAGGAACGGAAAGUAAUUGUAAUGGAACCACGAACAGGAAGGAAAGAAGAUUUUACAAAAGCUUGGCAAAAAUUCAAAGUUUAUGCUCAAGGAGACUUCACAGAUUCCAUGGAGGAAAAAGAAGAUAUCACACAAGAUGGUGCCUUAUUCUUAGCAGUGUGUCGGGGUAAAAUCAGUGAGGGGAUAGAUUUUUCAGACAACAGUGCAAGGGCUGUCAUAACGGUUGGAAUCCCUUACCCUAAUGUGAAGGAUAUUCAGGUUUCAUUAAAGAAGGAGUAUAAUGAACUACACAAAAGGACCAAAAACUUACUUCCAGGAAAUGAUUGGCUAGAAAUCCAGGCUUUCCGUGCCCUAAACCAAGCCCUUGGCAGAUGUAUUCGACAUAAAAAUGACUGGGGUGCCCUGCUCUUGGUUGAUUCUCGUUUCCUACAAGGCAACAGAUACCAUAAAGGUUUAUCAAAGUGGGUCCGUGACAUGUUGAAGUCCCAGCCCAAUUACACAGUUGCUAUGCAGUCUCUGACAACAUUUAUCAAAGAUAAAAUGAAAACCAACAGCUCAUUACUGGAAAAAUCUACCCAUAGUAUUGAAAAUAACCACCCAUCAUCAGACAAUUUACACAUGGAGCCCAUCCAGUCUAGUACACCUAUAGCUAAGCGUAGCUGUAGUGUUCAUCCUGAAGGCAAGCCAAAUAAAAAUAAUCUCACACCUGAAGGUCACUUAGGAGAUUCCAAUAAACCUGCCCAGAAUGCAGCAGAACUUUCCAGUGUCCUUGCUGCUUGUUCUCCCAGUAGUAAGUCAGAUGCAGAUUUUGUUGAAAUGGUGCCUCAGUCUUCAAAGUACUUCAGUUCUUUGGUAGAUCAACCAGAACUGGUGCCAGAGACACAUAAGCGAUCAAAUGAGGCCAACUCCUGUUCUCACAGUAAAGCCUCCAAAGAUUCUGGCUUAACAACAAUAUCUCCAAGUCAAUCCAAGACCCAGAUGAUAGCAACAGAAGAUUGCCAGUCAAAGAAUUCCAAAUUGGCUGCUGGGUGUGUUGAAGUUCACAAUUCAGAAAUCAGUGGAAAGGACACAAAAUGUAAUACAGAGACUGAUCUCAAAUGCUCGCAGACCUCCUCAGUGAAUGGCAGUCCUGUUUUAUUUAAUGACCUUAAUGAUUCUACUGAUGAUGCUGAGCUCUUAUCAAUGAUUGAAAGUGAGGCUGAAAAGAGCAUCACAAAAGAAUUUAACUGGUCUGAUGAACUGUCAGAAUCUUCAAGUUCCUCACCAAAUCAGAUUGCAGCUGAAAGUAACUUGAAGGAAACAUUGAAAAUGAUGGGUCAAGAAAAACAUUCAACAUUGAGAUUGCCAGUGCAAUCUUCUUUUGAUUCUUCUGGAGAAAUGUUCAAUGAAGAUCCAGACUUAAUGACCUUCAUUGAAAACAGCUCCAAGAUUGAUUCUUUUUCCUCUGUAAUUGCUUCCUCUUCACACAAAAACCUAAAAGGAGACAACAAUAAAAUAGAAGACACAACCAGUUCAACACAGUUGAACCAUAAACUGCAACGAUGUCCCUUGUUCAAAACAGCUUCCAGCCAUCCACAUGCACAAACUAGUGCAAAGAACGAUCUGCAAGGUUCUCACAGGCUGUCAUCUGUUGAUCGAGAUCCUUUUGCAGAGCUUCUGUCAUUUGAGUCCCAGGAAUUGAAACUGAAACACUCAGCAGGACGGAAACGACGACCUUCAAGUAACCAUGUGAAGUAUAACAAGAAGUCCAGAGGUAUCGCAUAUGAUUCAGCAGAAGAGAAAGAACAGAAAGAAGAACUUGUUAUUCUCUGCAAGAAUUGCCAUCGGAAUCUUUUUUCUGUACAUAGCAAUAUAGAAAAACGGUCAAGAUUACCACCACUGGUGAAAGAUAUUUUCACAGAUAUGCAACGUGUGUUUCUUUACUUAGCGGCCAACACCAGCGACCAGCUAGACAGUGUCUCAACUGUGAAAUUUCAGAUUGGCAAUGGUGCUGCUUUAAAUAGUUGCUGGUUUCCAAAAUAUGGAUGCUGUAUAGAAUAUUUACAAUGCAUUUGCAAUCAUGGAACGAAACAGACUCUUGGUGUCAGAGUGUUAUUAGGAUCAACUGAUUACCCCACUGGUCAGUUAUGGCUAUUAGAUGAAGCAGUGAAAAUCAACAGUGUCCAUGACUAAACAUCAUUCAUCCGGUUUUGUUUUUGUAUCCACAACACCUGUUGCUCGUCAAUGACAUCCUACUGCUCUCAGUGACCUACUAUUAAACUCUCAAUGACAUACUUCUCUACUCGGUGGUAAUACACUUCAUUCAGUAAUACAAUACUCUUAAUGGCACAUUAUGACUCUCGAGUGAUAAAAUAUUUUAUUGAAUAAAAUCACAUCUUUUUAAUAUUUAAUUUUCCAUAUCUUGUAUAAUCAAUUUUUUUUUUCUCAGGUUUAUUUUUAAAAUAAUAAAUUUUUAAAAGAUUUUUA
Molecule: messenger RNA, 4684 nt
Organism: Octopus bimaculoides (California two-spot octopus)
Lineage: Eukaryota; Metazoa; Mollusca; Cephalopoda; Octopoda; Octopodidae
Product: Fanconi anemia group J protein homolog
Biological process (GO): nucleotide-excision repair; double-strand break repair involved in meiotic recombination
Cellular component (GO): nucleus
Molecular function (GO): DNA helicase activity; hydrolase activity, acting on acid anhydrides, in phosphorus-containing anhydrides; ATP binding
Source: RefSeq, a predicted model, not a curated record